This is a messenger RNA of Metschnikowia bicuspidata var. bicuspidata NRRL YB-4993, 795 nucleotides long. RefSeq names its product Sbp1p (gene SBP1). The transcript is spliced from 2 exons. Gene Ontology annotation, molecular function: mRNA binding. The annotation marks the transcript as partial. The record is from RefSeq and is a predicted model, not a curated record. NCBI's taxonomy places the organism in Eukaryota, Fungi, Ascomycota, Pichiomycetes, Serinales, Metschnikowiaceae. Gene Ontology annotation, cellular component: cytoplasm; ribonucleoprotein complex; nucleus.
CAACCUACAAAAAUGUCAGGUCCCGUCGAUCCUUCCAGAGUGUACGUGGGGAACGUGAACUUCAAUGCCACUGAAGAGGAACUCCAAGAAUUCUUCCAAGAUUUCAAAGUCUUAUCGGUGGAAAUUCCAUCCAAGACAAUAACCAGAGGUGAGAAUUCAUUUGAGAAGCGGCUAGGGUUCGGAUUUGUCCAGUUUGAAAACGAGAACGAUGCAGUGAAUGCCAUCAGUCAAAUGAACGGCAAGAAGUUUAAACAGAGGCAAAUCCAUGCCACCAAGGCAUUGCCGCCCGCCACCGAGGAAGAAAAGCAGAAGAAGAAGGACCUUGCACUCGCAAAGCAAGCAGAAUUGAAGGCGAAAAAACGCGAGGCGGCCAAACAAGCCAAUCAAGCCAAACAAGCCAAGGAGGCUCAACAAGCCAAGGAGGCGAAAGAGAAGACAGGUUCUACAGCAACUACCAAAAAACCUUCGCCUGGAAAAUCCACAGAGAACGUCAGCAAGACGCCAACAGGAAAGAUAUCUACUGACACCAUAUUUAUCACGAACUUGGACUACAAGACGAACGGGAAAGGGCUCAGCGACUUAUUCAAAGAUUUGAAGCCAAUCUGGGUCAAUGUUCCCACCAGGAGAGUACCGUUCCAUAUGUUGAAGAGAUUCAAUGCGUUGAAAAAACCAAUAUUCAACAAGGGCAUUGGCUUUGCGAAAUUCGCUGACGAGGAAACUCAGUUGCGAGCCAUCCAAGAGUUCAAUGGUACGGAGAUCAAUGGCAGAAAAAUCAUCGUUGAAGCUGCCGUGGAC